AUGGGAAGACCAAAACUGAAGUUGGCUUGGAUCGAGGAUCGAAAGGCAAGAAACAUUGCUUGCCAGCAGAGGAUGAAAGGAUUGAUGAAAAUGGCUGAAGAACUAACCACCUUGGGUGAUACGAGUGCAUGCUUGACCUUUUCCAACCGUGAUGAUGGUAAGAUGGUGGCGUGGCCAUCUCAGGAGGAGGCGUAUGAUCCAGAGUCAUACAUCAAGACCAAAAUCAAAGAGAUCGAGAAGAGACUAGAGGAUACUCGGAAGGUAGUCGAGGAGUUGGAGAUUGAUCGUCUCAUGCUCCAUAUCGAAGAUGGUGGAAAAAUUGCUGACCUUUCUCAAACCGAACUUGAGAUGUUAAAGUCAUUUGUAAGUAAGAAAAUUAUGUAUCUUGAGAGAAAGUUAGGUAUGCAACAUCCGGAUACAAGUGGCAAAGAGCCAGUUCUUGGGGAUGAGGGGUUGUUGGAUGACAAUGAGGACAUGGAGACCAAUGAAGGAGAUAGCACCAAGUCUGGUGGUGCGGACGAUGCCUAA
Raphanus sativus (radish) is the source of this 528-nucleotide messenger RNA. RefSeq lists its product as uncharacterized. Lineage: Eukaryota; Viridiplantae; Streptophyta; Magnoliopsida; Brassicales; Brassicaceae. Gene Ontology annotation, molecular function: protein dimerization activity; DNA binding. Bases 1 to 528 code for a protein of 175 amino acids. The transcript has a single exon. The record is from RefSeq and is a predicted model, not a curated record.